Messenger RNA from Cannabis sativa, 1228 nucleotides. RefSeq lists its product as uncharacterized. Lineage: Eukaryota; Viridiplantae; Streptophyta; Magnoliopsida; Rosales; Cannabaceae. The transcript has 2 exons. The record is from RefSeq and is a predicted model, not a curated record. Bases 771 to 1178 code for a protein of 135 amino acids.
GAAGAAGAAGAUCAAAUUGAAUGUUGAGUGUGGUGCUCAAGUUCAUGAAAGCUUCUAAUGUUUGAUUCUUGUUUAAAACUUAUAUUAUUAAUGAUAUUUUAUUUACUUCUAUUGAUCAUUUGUUCAUGAAGUAUUUGUAUUGUCCUAAAAUAUAAUAUAGUUAAUGUGGUUUUUGGAGUUUAUAUUUCCAAAAAAAAAAAGUUGUGCAUCACGCAUGAUGCUAACUUACUUAUUAAAUUAAUUUAUAUAACAAAUAAUGAAUAUUAUUCUUUGUAUACAAUAACAGGACGUUGAUCAAUUCCAUAUUCAUAGUACGUAAGAGAAUACGAAAUAAGGGUUGACAAAGGGAAUAAUUAAAAAAAUUUACUGCCAUAUAAUUAUAUAUAAUAAUGUACAUCAUCAAAGAUAAACAUGUAUAUAGAUGAAAUGAAAUUGAAAGUGAAAGGAUAGUUGACAUUAAUAUAUUCUAAAGUGAAAGGAUACUCUUCAUAUAUAUAUAUAUAUAUAAGAUAUAAUUGUAAUGAUAAUAUAAGAUAAUUUAGCUUGCUGUACUAAUUAAAAAUAAAAUAAUAUAAUUCUCUGUAUGACUAAUUUAAUUAAUUAAUGUAGAAAAUGUAAAUAGAGAAAAAGAAAUAUUGAGGGGCUGAAGGUAAAUUUGAUGGCACCGGAAACUCAAUACUGAUCCCAAACAAGGUAAUCAAACCACGUAUAUAUACUCUUUAAAUUCUAAAACAACAAAAAAAAAAUAUACCACUAAAAGUCUAAAAAUCAUGAUGUAUGAAACGGCAAAAGAGAUGAAGAUGGUGGAGAAGGUUGGGAUUGGUAAUCCCAAUAUUUUGGUUACCAAAGUUUUUAAGUCAGUUAAAGGCAUUUUUUCAAGGGCUGCUAACAACAUUAAUUCCUUCUUUACUAAGUCAGACUUUUCACCAACUGAUCUGCUGGCCGAGUUUGAUCAUGAUCGUGACGAUGUUGAUCAGAUGAAUCUUCACAUGUUUGUUUUAUCUGACGACGAGUACUAUAAGAUAAGCAAAUACCCGAUUUUGAUGAUGAUAUUAGGGUAUUUGUUUAUUUUAGGAGGCUUUCAUGGAAUCAUUUUUAGUUUUCUGUGGGAGAAAAAAAUUCUGUUAGGAUUUCCAGUUUUUACGUUUGUAUCUUCUGUAGCUCUACUUUUAUAUUAGAGCUUUUUCAGAAAUUAAUAUAACCUUUAGCUAUCGAUCUCUACAUUAAU